GCACGCAGUGAGCAAGCAAACAACUUUUGCGUGCACUUUGCGCUGCAUUGUGUUCUACUUCUACUGCUGCUACCAGUACUGCUUCUGAACGCUAUUCUUGCCUGCCUUGACCUUCUUCACCAGCCGACGCAGAGACGCAGAUACAGUCGUAGCCACAGCCGCAGCCGACCAGAGGUCAUGCCUGCACCACCAUCACCACCAAUCGUCCUUCUCUUCACCACCCUCCCUUCUUUCUACUAGAACCAUACCGACCUACCACCACCAUUCGCACAUGUCCACAGUGCCAGGCAUUCCUUCGUGUUUCUACCCCUCGCGUCAACCAUCUCACGACUUUGACAGACCGCACAGCCUGGAGACCACCACUGCGACUGCGACUCCUUCGCUGCAUUGACUGCCUCGAGAUUACGUCCUGUGUUUACUCCACCAAACUUUAACCAACAAUUUUGUUUGCUGCGUUCACCUUCACGCCACCACCACUGAACCCGCCAACCACCAACUUCACCGAUCACCCAACGAUGAUAAUUGACUCUACAUCCAUCGUCCCUUUGCUUCUUCAGGUUCUUGUCUAGGGAGGUCAUUGAGCGGGGGAGGAGCUCUGUGACAUUACAAGAUGAAGACGGUAAUACCUAGUGUAAGUGUGCUGCUGCCCUCAACGUCUCGUUCCCCCGUCCCCGUGUGCAUGGAAGUGCAGGCAUGUACCCUCUGCCAUUGCCAGCAGCGACCGCUGCAAUUCAUCUAUUUGCGUAGAUCUGCAUGGCAGCUGCCAUCGUCACCGUCUAAUUUGUAUGAGUGUCUGACUAACUUGGGCAUUGUUAUAGCUGGUUGCUUCAAGCACAGUCGGAGUCGCUGCGGUGGGUCUGGCAUUUGCUAGACAGGAGCGCACUUCAAAUCCCACUUCUAAUAAACGAGUUGCUGGAGACCCUACCCAUCUCAGCAUACUCAAUAAUGGCAACGGAACUGCCUCUCCUUCCUCACGUCCCGCUACGAUGUCUUCUCUUACUCCCAAUCGCAGUACCCUUCAACCAUCAACCGAUCCAAGCGAGUCGCCAGAACCCCCUUCAUCUACACUUCGACCGACUUCUACGACCCCAAGAAAUGACCUUCCACCCUCAAGCCACGCCCGUGUCAGACGACAUACAAUGUUCCGCCAAGGGGAUGGAUCCUCACCUUCAGAUGGAGAGAAUAAGAGAGACUCUGGUUCAUCCAGGGGAUCAUGGAUGGCCAGAAGAUUCUCAGCCAUGCCGACCUCUUACAACACCAGUCCUAGAUCAAGUGUCGGUCCUGAUUCGCCCUCUAUAACACACACAAACGGUUCUGCGGCUCCAAUUCUGGCCGAGCCAGACAAUAGUCCAGCUCAAUUGCCCCCCAAUAAAUCCAAUAAAUUGGUCAAGAGGGCAUCCUCGGGCAAGAAGGAGACGGAAGCUUGGGCGCGAAGUGGCUCCAAAUCCAAAGUCCCUACACUACGCAGACCUGCCACUAGCUAUCAACGUUCUGCCAACCUGAUGGAACAAUUCCGAAAUCAAUCCUCCGACGAUCCACUCUCCAGAAACCAGUCACCCGAAAUCGAGUCCACCAUCCAGGAAUCUACCGAAUCUUCCAACACAAGUCCCAAUACUGCACAUGGCUCUAUUCGAGCUAGCUUUUGGAGUAAUAAGGCAAGUAAAUUAGGACUCCCCUCGUGGCGUCCCUUCUUCCAACGUAAAAGUGUACGAUUUUCAAAGGACCGUUUGGCAGGCCAAUCAACAUCCAAACGGAUUCUUGUAGAUGAUUCUGUUAGACCAACGCUAGUCACUCCUGAUGUGAUUAAUUUCAGACCUUCAGAUGAUCCCUAUGAGUUUGGGGAUGAUAGUUUACCGCUUGAUAGUUCUCUAGUGGAGGAAACUGAAGAAUAUGACACCAACGUGCCAUCCGUCGAUUCAAAACGACCUCGCCGUUCUCUUUCUUUCCAUUUUGGUUCCCCAAAUGGUUUAUUGUCAAAGACCGGAAGCAUGAAAGGAAAUAAGAGAAACGCUGAAGGUAGAAGUGGGGGUAAGCGUCAUUCUUCUGCGCCUGUUUCAGCAUUGCCUGGAAGGAAUAUCAUGUCGGCUGAUGGGCAUUCAAUCAAUCGACCCAUGACGAUGGAUUUCUUCGGGAACCCCGCACAAGAAUACACUUUUGAUACCCCGACCAGAAGAUUGAGCGGGAAAAUAGAGUUGGAACAACAAGGAAGCGCACCUGUCACAUAUGAAACACCAGAGAAGGCACACCUCGUCGACAACAGCCCCAUUGAGAAGAUCGUGUCUCAGCUUGCGACUCUCGACCAAGAUGCUAAAUACAGUGGACCUUCCGAGGAUGAUGAUAUUGAUUUUUUCCAUGAGACUGUCUUCGAUUCAUUGACUUCGAGAAAUACAGGAAGUACAGGUCGUUCCCGCAAUGCAACUCUGGAUUCCAUGUUUGACGAAUCUCCUCCAAGUCUUCAAGGUCAACUCAACAUCCCCUUGAUCAGGAACAAAACACACGCUAGUAUUGUUGAAGAGGACGAGGACAUGUCAACACCCAUCAAAGAAUCUGUACUGCCCGUUCGAGAUGGGUUCUCAACACCUGUCCGUCCAACGACUGCUGACUCCGACAUUCCCUCGUCUCCGCCAAGUUUCUGCCUAGCUACCAAGGAUUUUGGUCGGCUUUCCUUGGACGAUGAAGAGGACGACGAGGAUUGGACCAAGGAAGAUGAUAUGGGACUCGACAACCGCUUGUCUCCUCCAUCAAAUUCCAAUUCUUUCCGAAUGAGUGCCAGUUUUAGGGCUGCCUUGGCAGAUGUAUCCGGCAACAGCAUGUCUGGUGUGACUACUGAAAGACCCAGGAGUAACUUGUUCGAAUGGUCUGAACCUUCGAAUGAAAAACUUGAUUCUUUGGGUAGAUCUCCUCGGCCCAGAACUGCUCAUGCCAAUCAAUUGUUGGAUACUCGAGGCGGACGCACACCUGGCAGACGUGGUCCAACCCCAAUUCACAUCCGUAGCCAAAGUGUUCCCGUGGUGCCCGACGCUACAGAGCACUCGAAGCUAACUCCAAAGUUUGGGACUUGGGGACUCGGUGGUAAAGGAGUCAGUGAGGAUUGGGACAACGAUUUUGAUUUCGAUAUUCCAUCAGACGAUGAGGGUGACGAUUCCACAACGGGAAAGAGUGGCAUGUUUAUCCCCCCUACUAUUCAAGCUAGCCAAGCAACUGUAGUUGGCCAUGUUGGACAUAUUCGAGAAGUUUGUUUGCUGGUCGAGGAUCUCAAAAGAUUGAGACUCUUAGGAAAAGAAAAGGGGUUAUUGGAUGGUCCAUCGGCAGGAUUGUGGAAAGAGGCUGAGGGGAUCAUUGCUUUGGCAGUUCCAGAUGAGGAGGACCUUGACCUGUCUACUCCAUCAUCUCCAACAUCAAUGGUCUUCAACCGAGACGCUUCUGAUGGUAAGUUGAGCCAUGAACACGAGGACCUCGACUUCGGUGACGAAGAUCUGGAUUUUGGGCACGACUCUCGUCAGACUUCUAAACCCAUUGGGAAUCUUACGGGGAGUCACGAACGUUCCGGGGGGUCUCCGUAUGAUGUCAAAACUCUUCGGCGUAGAUCCGUCUUCACACUCGAUGACGAUAUCUUUGGAGCGGAUUCCAACAGUCCCCGCAGUGUUCCUCUACCCCAUUCACCUUGCCCAUCAUGCGAGAAGAAGAAGUCAUCGGAGGUUGCACGAACUGUCAUGGAGACAAUGCAUCAACAUCGAGCCAUUUCAGAUCCGCUUGUGAAGGAAAUGGCUGCUCAAUCGGCCAACAAAAUGCCUUUCGAUACCACCAGUCUCCGAGAUCUCGUUCAACGUGCCGGCGUCUUAACUCGCACUCUCGGUGAAAUAAUUCGAAGAGCCGAUGGCAGAGCCUUGUCCCCUGAUUUAACUCCUCACAGAGAGUCUAGCCCCGCCUUCACUCGCGUUUUCACCGACCCACAAUCCGGCACCCCAAAAUCUCUUCCAAGAAAUCAGAGCAAUAAUUCCAUGCUCAAUAAUAGCCCGUUGGAUUCUUCUCCAUCCCGAAGCCUCGGUCAAAGGAUGCAUAUGAUGACUGUCGUCUGAGUGACAUUUCAAAAUUAUAAUACGAGCAAAACUCAGUUCUUGUACAUUGUGAGCCCCAGAGGUUCGUUGGUUUUUAUUCCUGCAUAGCGACGGUUCCUUUUGGCGACUGCACCCAGCGUUUUCAAAUAAUGUGUUUACGUUCAUCUUCCAUCGAAAUUCCAAUUUGCAUCCGAGUCUUCUCGACCAGAUUUCGGCAUCAAAAGGACUCUUUUGUUUGGGAAUUAUUGAUGUUACGGUCGACCCGAGGAAAGAUGCAUCCAGCAACUGCGAAUACGCCUAAUGUUUGCGUGAUGCAAUGUUUGUCUUUUCUCUCGUCUACCCUUUGGCGUGCUUGUGCUUGUUUCAGGGUAUUUGGAGUUGGCUUUACAAAAAAGCAUGGGCAGAAGCUUUUUUCCGCAAUUCUUCUUCUUUCCUUUGUGUGCGUUCUCAUUUUCCUUUGGUUGUUUUUCAUAUGAUAGAAAGAUUGGGCUUCCUUUUUGUACUACAACGACGGUAUACCUACCUGUUUUGUAUGGCAGAAGGUUAUUACUUUUUUUCCCUUCCUUUUCUUUUGCAUUUGGUUGGAGAGAGCAAAAAACAACACAUGGCCAGGAAAAAAGAAGAUUUUCGGGGAGACUUUUUUGACUUUUUCUCUUCGAGCCCUGGAUCUACCAUUUUCAGGAGAGGAAAACAAAAUUUACUCUGUUUUUUUCCCUUGCAUGCAUGCAAUCAUGGAGUUUUCUGGGUGGGGGUAAUGGGGUUGGUGGUUGAGAGGGGGUGUUACUUUUUUCCCAUUCUUCACACCCGGAUAAAGACAUAAAAAAGGGGAUUUGAUUGAUUGUGAGGGGUGGAAAUCACACAUUUUCUUUUUCGUGUUGCAGAAGGGAUGGAUGGAGCUUGGGGAGGGGAGUAUGGAAGGCGUGGAUGGAUGGAUUGGUUUGCUUGCAUGGUUUGGGUGUUGAAUGCAUGGAGGGCAGAAUGGGCAUAGAAACGUGGAAAGUGCGAGCGAACGUGAAUGCAUACGGUAUGAGAUAUGAUAUGAUUCGUUGAAUGGAAUGAUAUGAGAUCC
Messenger RNA from Hymenoscyphus albidus, 5127 nucleotides. The record is from the annotation of a GenBank genome assembly. NCBI's taxonomy places the organism in Eukaryota, Fungi, Ascomycota, Leotiomycetes, Helotiales, Helotiaceae.